Molecule: messenger RNA, 195 nt
Organism: Colletotrichum lupini
Lineage: Eukaryota; Fungi; Ascomycota; Sordariomycetes; Glomerellales; Glomerellaceae
Exons: 1
Coding region: 1-195 (64 amino acids)
Source: RefSeq, a predicted model, not a curated record
AUGGGAACGUCGCGAGCCUAUUUCGACCGUCCCCUGGGCUCAAACGAGGUCGUCCUCUCUUUUGAAAGUCUUGGGCGUCCCCACGGUCUUGAACAAGGUGCUUCGAUACGGUUCCUGCGCCCCGGACGUGGGUCUUUGGACCACACGCACACCCUGGCCGACGUGCUAUCGUGCGUGCUCGCAAGUGCCGUGUGA